AUGUUGCCAACACCAGAGGAACUCGCAGCCAACGAUGACCUGAUUGCGGAGCUCAAGGCCCAGAACAACUUUGAGAGUCCCGCGGAGACGGAACGGAGGAAACAAACGCUCCAGCAUAUCCAGAAGGUCACCGUGGAGUUCAUCAAAGUUGUCAGUCGCAGGAAGGGGCUCUCACCCGCAGCGGUCGAAGCAUCAGGUGGUAAAAUCUUCACAUUUGGCAGUUAUCGCUUGGGCGUCUAUGGUCCUGGGUCGGACAUCGAUACGCUGGUUGUCGCACCAAAGCAUGUGCUGAUCGAAGACUUCUUUUCCGAUUUCCCUCCUACGCUAGAGAGGAUGUCACCGGAAGGCGCUAUCGAGAAGCUGACGCCAGUACCCGAUGCCUUUGUUCCAAUCAUCAAACUCGUGUACACCGGCAUCAGCAUCGAUUUGAUCUUCGCACGGUUGAUUAUCCCCUCGAUACCUCUCAAUCUUGAUUUGAAGAACAAUGAUUAUCUGAGAGGACUGGAUGAGAAGGAAGUCCGAUCGCUUAAUGGAACCCGUGUGACCGACCAGAUCCUGGAGCUUGUGCCCCAGCAGAAGACGUUCCGCCUUGCGCUGAGGGCUAUAAAACUAUGGGCACAACGUUCAUCAGGUCGAGCAAUCUACUCCAACGUCGUGGGUUUCCCAGGAGGUGUUGCUUGGGCGAUGUUGGUGGCACGUGUUUGUCAGCUCUAUCCCCAUGCGACGGGCUCAGUCAUCGUCGGCAAGUUCUUCCGAAUCAUGAACAAAUGGGCUUGGCCUCAGCCUGUGCUACUGAAACCAAUUGAAGACGGACCUCUGCAGAUGAAAGUUUGGAAUCCGAAGGUCAGGGAACUAUAUCAUCUCAUGCCCAUCAUCACCCCAGCGUAUCCUUCGAUGUGCGCCACUCACAACGUCACAGUGUCGACAAAGACGGUCAUCUUGCGCGAGCUGCAGCGGGGUGGAGACAUUGUGGACAAGAUCUUCAUGAAGCAACUUACUUGGAAGGACCUUUUCACCAGGCACACCUUUUUCUCCCAAGACUACAAGUACUACCUUUGCAUUACAUCUUCCAGCAAAACGAAAGAAGCUCAGUCGGUCUGGUCAGGUCUGGUGGAAUCGAAACUCAGGCACCUGGUUGGUGCACUUGAUCGAAAGCCCACCAUCUCUGUAGCACACCCAUUCCCUAAAGGCUUUGAAAGAGUACAUGUGGUUCGAGAUGACAAAGAGGCAGAAGCUGUGAAGAAUGGAUCGACGCAAUACCAGGCACAGGGCACGAAGACCGAGACUACGGAUGAAACCAAGGACCCGACCCACACCGCAGCCGCUGAAACUGGCGCUGAAGAUGCGCAAGUACCGGGGACGGAGACAAAUGGCAACUCCGACAGCCGCAUAAUCUAUACGACGACCUAUUACAUCGGAUUGGAAUUGAAGCCUUUAGAGCCAGGCGCAUCGAGAUCACUGGAUAUAUCGGCCGACGCCCAAAUGUUCAAAUCAAUGUGUACAUCGUGGCAAGGAUACCAGCCCGGUAUCAACGACUUGACCAUUACGCACGUCCGAAAUUUCGACCUGCCCGACGAUGUUUUCGAACCCGGAGAGACACGACCAACGCGGCCGAAGAAGAAGGUCAUCAAGAAGCCCGAAGCCGCUGGUCAGAAGCGAAGCAUUGAUGCUCUAGACGUAAGUUGCAACAGGAGGCCGACUCAUCAGAGCUGGAAGAAGAGAACGAGCAGCUCUGUCAUGCCGAAUGGCAUUUUGGCCUACUCCUGA
Molecule: messenger RNA, 1767 nt
Organism: Rasamsonia emersonii CBS 393.64
Lineage: Eukaryota; Fungi; Ascomycota; Eurotiomycetes; Eurotiales; Trichocomaceae
Product: Polynucleotide adenylyltransferase
Exons: 7
Coding region: 1-1767 (588 amino acids)
Cellular component (GO): nucleus
Molecular function (GO): poly(A) RNA polymerase activity; RNA binding
Source: RefSeq, a predicted model, not a curated record